Molecule: messenger RNA, 1668 nt
Organism: Penicillium oxalicum
Lineage: Eukaryota; Fungi; Ascomycota; Eurotiomycetes; Eurotiales; Aspergillaceae
Product: cleavage polyadenylation factor subunit CLP1
Exons: 2
Coding region: 1-1668 (555 amino acids)
Biological process (GO): tRNA splicing, via endonucleolytic cleavage and ligation
Cellular component (GO): nucleus; mRNA cleavage factor complex
Molecular function (GO): polynucleotide 5'-hydroxyl-kinase activity
Source: RefSeq, a predicted model, not a curated record
AUGUCUCUCCCCGGCUUGGAGCUGACACAGCCCUCGGAGGAGAGGCACUUGGCUGCUGCCCCGCCGUCGCAGAUCACCUUGAAGCCAGAGUCUGAGUGGCGCUUUGAAGUCGCAUUUGGGCAUAUUAUUAGGGUCAAGCUUCUCACCGGUACCGCUGAGCUUUUCGGCACGGAGCUUGCCGAAUCCCAAACAUACACAUUUACUGGCACCAAAGCAGCGAUAUACACGUGGCAUGGAUGCAGUUUAGAAAUAAGUGCAGUUGACACUGGAAGCAAUGCCACCUCGGAUGGAGUGAAUGCAGUUGCUGGACUUGGCGCCGGGGGCUGCCAAAGCGAAUACACAGCGGAAGAGACUCCCAUGAUGGAAUAUGCAAACCUUCACUUUGCCUUGGAAACAAUGCGACAAGAGGCUCAAGGGUCAGGUAAAGAUGGACCUCGCGUACUUCUGCUGGGACCAGAAGAUGCGGGUAAGACCAGCCUUGCAAAAAUUUUGACCGCCUACUCGACGAAAAGUGGUCGACAGCCUCUAGUUGUCAAUCUGGACCCAACCGAGGGGAUGCUGAGCGUGCCUGGUACUCUGACUGCCACGGCUUUCCGAACAAUGCUGGACAUUGAGGAUGGCUGGGGAAGCAGUCCAAUGUCUGGGCCGAGUCCGGUCCCCGUCAAGCUCCCUCUGGUCUAUUGUUACCCAUCUGCAAACCCUCUCGAUGCUGAAGGGUCGGUUUUCAAGCCAAUUGUAUCGCGUCUGGCAUUGUCAGUCAUGGGUCGCCUGGCUGAAGACGAAGAGGUGCGGGAGACGGGAAUUAUUGUUGACACGCCUGGCAUUCUCUGCUCUGGCAAACCAGGCAGUCUCGAACUAAUUAACCACAUUGUGACCGAGUUCGCUAUUACGACUAUCGUGAUCCUUGGCUCGGAGCGCUUGUACAGCACUAUGGUCAAGCAAUAUGACCAAAAGCCCAGCGCCAGCGCUUCGGCUACGAUCUUCGACGAACGAAUCUCCGUCUUGAAAUUAUCCAAAUCAGGAGGCUGUGUGGACCGCGACGAGUUGUUUCGUAAAGCUACACGCGAAUCUCAAAUUCGAUCAUAUUUCUUCGGUACCACAAUUCCUUCGGCGGGCGCUACAGCCCUUUCCUUGUCGUCAAUUUCGUCAUCGGCCGUGACUCUCUCCCCACACGCGCAAGUCAUGGACUUUGCCUCGUUGUCCCUCUUCAACUACACCAUUGUCUCGAACGAGGACGACGACGAGGAUGAAUAUGAUCCUUCUUCCUUCGGCAUGGGUGGUUCCUUUUUACCAAGCGGUGCGGACGAUUCCGCACCUCACAAUUCCAACUCAGAUCGUGCUGCACCACUCCCAGGUGUCGUGGGAUCAUUCAACGAUGGGCAGCGCUCAUCUGGCUCCGAGACGGCGAGCAACGUCCCGCUCAAGAAGAUCCUCCCCCCUGCUCCCUCCGCGCUAGCCAAUACCUUGAUUGCCAUCACUCAUGCCUCGACAACCUCCACACCUGCCCAGGUCCGCGAUGCGAGCGUCAUGGGCUUUCUCUACGUUGCUGACGUCGAUGCAGACAAGGGCAAGAUCAGGGUCCUUGCACCGGUCGGCGGGAGGCUUCCACCCCGGGCGAUGAUCUGGGCCCGACGCUGGCCUACAGAAGUUGUUGGCCUGGUUGGUUAA